AUCACGGUGGACAUGAAAGUGGGCGGGGCUUAUUUGAGACCGCGCGCGGUCUUUGAAAGAAAAUGGCGGAGCUUCAGAGUGGAGGAUUCGAGCCGUGUGAUGCCAGCAACAUCAGUAUUACCAGGGUCUCAGAAGUGUCUAAUGGAGUCAAACGGCCUCAUAAUAGUAACCACAUCUCAGGUCCUCCUCAGAAAUCACCUUGCACAUCACCUGCUCCUGAAACAAUGCAGCAUUUAGGAGAGGAGGAACAGCCGGAGGACUCAAAGAUGAGCUCGGUUGAGGACCGUAUCAGGGAAAAUGUGACCUUUACUGCUCCAGAACGAAGCCCUCGCUCACGGAGGAAAUCCUGGAGGAGAUCAUCCAGAGGCAGACGCUCUCUGCCGGCCUUCUCCAGCUCCUCGCAGCCACUGUGUGAAACCAUCAGUCUGUCUUUACCUGAUAAUGAGAGGCUGGAGAUGCUAAUUAAAGCUGCUAUGCAGAGGACCGUGAAGAGGGCCAAAAAUAGUCUGAACACUGUUCCUGGGGUUGAUGCAGAGACACUGCAGGCUCAAGUUGAAUCUUUGAAUGAAGAGUGGGACAGCCUGACUAAAGACAUUAGAAGAGAAACUCAGAAUUCACUUCCAACUGUUGAGAGUGACCCUGUUGUUAACGUGACCACUGCACGCAUUCAGGAGGACAUUAACAGGUUACAGGCUGAAACUAUGUCAUGGGAGUCGCUAUUGAACAAACACCAGAGCAAAGCUGACGAAUUAGACAAAUGUGUGGAGCGGGGUGAAGAGAAGGGGGUGCCACUGGACCCAUCAUGCUUUGCCAAGUCCUCACAGAGUCAGCUCAUUCUAAACAAACCUGACUAUAAGGCGGUACUCAUGGGACAGCAAAAACUACUCAGAAACAUGGAGUUAGUGAUGGACUCGCAGUGUUGUAUAAUGAGGGAACUGCUGUCUUUCCAUGAAACAUCACAGCUGCUGCUAAUGGAGACCAGCACCAGACUAGCUUCCAGGGCUGGAUUUCAGAAUCUCCCUUCAUCUCCAGUCAGACAGCUUGGGAUGGAGGUGGUGUAG
Messenger RNA from Sinocyclocheilus grahami, 1061 nucleotides. Its product is annotated as kinetochore-associated protein DSN1 homolog. Gene Ontology annotation, cellular component: MIS12/MIND type complex. Bases 63 to 1061 code for a protein of 332 amino acids. The record is from RefSeq and is a predicted model, not a curated record. Gene Ontology annotation, biological process: chromosome segregation; cell division. The transcript has 11 exons. Lineage: Eukaryota; Metazoa; Chordata; Actinopteri; Cypriniformes; Cyprinidae.